CAGGCAAGGUCGGGUUUCCCCUCGCUGGAAUCUCUCUCCGCGUCUCCUUAUUACCAGGUAAUAGCCUUUUCUCCAACGCCGCCACUCUUUCGCCUCUUUCUCUCCAAUCUCUUCGUCCCCAGACGAAUAUUUCUCAACGAUAAUCGUGUCGUUCCGACUAGAGCUCCUAAAUCAUCCACGGUCUUAUCGAUACUCCGCGCCUCUACCUGUCCGGUUUAUCGAUCCGAUAGACGAGCUGCUACGCUCUACUCGGUUUACGCGUAAUCUUAUUGCUCGUCCGCGAAUUAUCCUGCGUGCCGCAAUCGCGGUGUAUCAUCGGAUAAUAGGCAAUCGAUAACGCCCCUAUUCCAACGUGUUAUUUUCUCAACCGACGAAUCUCGGAUACCGCCUUCGAAACCUCCGUCAAUCUUGCCUAUCAAUAUUUCAAGCAUCCGCCAUCCACGCGAAGGCAGUCCGAUGUCGCGACGCCGAAAUAGCGCGCAGUUUCUUCUUCUUCCUCCUCCUUCGACGACGACGACGACGACGACGACGACGACGACAACGACAACGACAUGCUUCUUCUUCGCGGUGUCCUCGCUCUUCUCUUGGCCACGAUUCUCGCGGAUACGCCAACAGCGUCGGCGUUGGAUACGUCGGUGGUCGAGUUGCUCGAGCACGCGAUCGGCAUGCUCUUUCCACCGGUCAGGCUAUCGGUGCAUCUCUGUCGCUUGGAUCGGGAGCACGCGGUCCGACUUUCCACCGCGAUGUCGAGGAAAGGUCUGGCUCACGAGAUUCACCACCGACUCGAGCAAUUCCAAGGACGGACACACGACACCUGGGAGCAUCGGGUAUUGUACGUGUUGGAUCUGGAUUGCGAUUACGCGAUUCCGCUUUUACGAACGGUGCGUCGUCGUCACGAGCUCGUCGUUAUACAAUGGGCAUAGCAACGAAUUCGAUCGCGCGUGGUUCGCAGGCGAACGCGUCCGGCAUGUUCGCGGCACCGAUCAGGUGGCUUCUGU
Messenger RNA from Eufriesea mexicana, 998 nucleotides. RefSeq lists its product as uncharacterized. The record is from RefSeq and is a predicted model, not a curated record. The transcript is spliced from 2 exons. Bases 552 to 923 code for a protein of 123 amino acids. NCBI's taxonomy places the organism in Eukaryota, Metazoa, Arthropoda, Insecta, Hymenoptera, Apidae.